Drosophila takahashii is the source of this 1808-nucleotide messenger RNA. RefSeq names its product lysosomal phospholipase A and acyltransferase. Gene Ontology annotation, biological process: lipid metabolic process. The record is from RefSeq and is a predicted model, not a curated record. NCBI's taxonomy places the organism in Eukaryota, Metazoa, Arthropoda, Insecta, Diptera, Drosophilidae.
GAAAGAGAUAGCGUUGGUAAGGGGAAGAGGGGAAAAAAGGCCUGACCAUAACAAACUGUGCAAAAACAACAAAGAUUAGGAAGAACAACAUGUUUGUGAAAUCAAUUUCUUUGUUUAAAUAUUGACUGCCGCCCGUGACGUCGUCAUCUGAUGGGGAAAUGCGACCCCCGAAGUUCCGCAACUGUAUAUGUAUAUAACUACCAAGUUUAAAGGUCAAAUCACGGCUGAAUGAAACUGCGCAGACAACAGAGGCACAAAUUAAAUGCAUUAUAAUACCAUAAAGCGACAUCAGCUGAUUCACUCGUUUAUCUGGCCCCCAUUGAGUGGCGCGAUCCGAUAACCUGCAAGCUAUAUACUCCAUAUAGUCAGUCGUCACUCCUGCUUUGUUUACCACCCAACGCACAUCGCACAAUGAGGCUCAAAUCGGGAAUAUUUCUGGUGCUGCUUUUGACCACUUUUCUGGGUCUGGGCGACUGUUUUUGGCCCUUUAGCAAAUGGCACAGUAAAACCACUCCCCCGCCUCCUCCUCCUCCGCCCCCGGAGCCCAAGCUAUCGCCUGUGAUUUUCGUUCCCGGCGAUGGAGGCUCUCAACUGGACGCCCGCCUGAACAAAUCGAACUCUCCCUAUUUCGUUUGCCAGAAGACCCACGAUUGGUACAACCUCUGGCUGGAUCUGGAGCAGCUGGUCAUUCCCAUGGUCUAUUGCUGGAUCGACAAUGUGAAGCUGUACUACGACAAGGUCACCAGGACCACGCACAAUACGCCCGGUGUGGAGACGAGGAUUCCUGGGUGGGGAAAUCCCGAGGUCGUCGAGUGGAUCGAUCCCACCAAGAACAGUGCCGGAGCCUAUUUCAAGGAUAUAGCCAAUGUCCUGGUGGAUCUUGGCUAUGUGCGGAAACUGAACAUCCAUGGAGCACCCUACGACUUCCGAAAGGCGCCGAAUGAGAACAAGCAGUUCUUCAUCGAUCUCAAGCAACUGGUGGAGGACACCUACGAGGCCAACAACCAGUCGGCCGUCACCUUCAUCACGCACAGCAUGGGCAGUCCCAUGACCCUGGUCUUCCUGCAGCAGCAGACCGUCCAGUGGAAGGCCAAGUAUGUGAAGCGACUGAUUAGCCUGGCGGGAGCUUGGGCUGGCAGCUUCAAGGCGGUGAAAGUGUUUGCCAUGGGCGACGAUCUCGAUUCGUUUGCCCUGAGUGCCAAGAUCCUCAAGGCGGAGCAAAUAACACAUCCAUCCACCGCCUGGUUGCUGCCGUCUCCACUCUUCUGGAAGCCUUCCGAGGUUCUGGCCACGACGCCGAGCAGAAACUACACGAUGGCACAGCUCAAGGAGUUCUUCAACGAUAUCGACUACAUGACGGGAUGGGAAAUGCGCAAGGAUACGAUUCGUUAUAGCCAAAACUUUAGUCCACCGGAUGUGGAGCUGCACUGUCUGUAUGGCGAUGGCAUAGACACGGUGGAGAGAUUGCAGUACAAAAAGUCGGAAAUUGCCGGGGAAACGCCCAAGUUGAUUAUGGGUCUGGGAGAUGGAACCGUAAACCAGCGUUCCCUGCGAGCCUGCCAAUAUUGGUCGGGCUAUACCAGCGCCCCUGUGAACACACUGGCCCUGCAGGGCGUGGACCACAUGCAUAUCCUGUCCAAUCCGGAUGUCCUCAAAUAUGUUCGCACUGUCAUGCAGCAGCCGUAGUUUUAAUAGCAUAAGAGUUUCUUGAUUUCCAAAUUCAACGCGGUAUCUGUAAAAUCUAACGAACAAACAAUGCCAAUUUUAAUGUUAAAUAAAUGUAUUUCGCUAAGUAGCACAAACGUAAA